AAACCCAAAGAAGAAGAAUCGACGCUGCCUGUUUGUGUUUGGAAGGCUCCAACCGGCUCCUUUGGCAAGGACCUUCUUGGGUAAACAAACGUCUCGGAGAGUUUUCUCACAGCUUGAUGGCUACUUAUGGAUGGAAACUUGACCAUACAACGUGACACUUGAUCUCAUCUGGCAGUGUGUGGCCUGUCGUUGCCUGCAGUGAAGCUCAGUGCUUGGAGCAGAGUCUAGCUCUUUCCCCUGCCCUGGUGGCUCCUUAUGAUGGACCGCGGUUGUACCUGGUUUCUUGCAGCAUGGAUGGUGUGGAUCUAAAGGGUCUUGUGUAUCAGCAUCAGCUUUUCCUGUUCCGUGACUGUGUUCUGUUCGUUUCCAUCUACAAAAGAACACCCUCUAUCCAGACGCUGAGCCCUGUACACCUUUUUUCUUUUUGACCAGAUAGAUUUGUUUCAUUCCAAAGCCUGUAUGGAGGAAGUUUGACUUCUCUUUUCUCUGUUGAAUCGUAUCCGCUCACUCUCGCGUUGGGUGGUGGGAUGUCGGAAAAGCCCAACGACAAGAUGGUGAAGUUCCUGGCUCCCCUUUCCAAGAGUGGUGAUGGCAACGUAAACAACGGAUCUGGCUCAGACUCACUUGUUGGUGAAAAGGUGGCAGUGGAGGUGAGGCACCGCCACCACACCAUGGAGCGCGAUCGCUGCACCGCCGAAUAUCGACCAUUCUUCCGCCGCAGCGUCAUCAGUGACUCCAAUGCCACCGCCCUUGACCUCCCCUUACCCAGUACAAUCCCUAUCUUUGCGCCCAUUGUACCCCCCGUGCAAGAUGUGUCCCAUCCUGCCGGUCCACCCCCUACCCCAAGACCUGCACCCCGUGUGACUGUGACGGAGAGCGAAGGAGGAGAAGUGAAGGUAGAUGUGUCUGUAGAGCAGAAGGCUGCCGUAGUACAAGAUAUCUGUGAUGGGGAUGCAGUAGUGGCUCAGCCAGCAAACAGUCUAGCUGCCCUACCGCCAAGCCAAACGACAGAACCUGGAAGUAGCGGUGAAGUGAAGGAGAGGGAAGAGGGGGAGGAGGAGAAGGAGAAAGCCCGGGUGGAGGCUGAACAGAGAGAGGCAGAGAAAAAGGUGCAGGAUGACAUCGAGGAAGCAGAGACGAAAGCGGUGGGAACGUCGCCGGAUGGGCGUUUCCUGAAGUUUGACAUUGAGAUUGGACGUGGUUCCUUCAAGACUGUCUACAAGGGCCUGGACACAGAGACCACAGUGGAGGUGGCAUGGUGUGAGCUGCAGGACCGUAAGCUGUCCAAGUCGGAACGCCAGCGGUUCAAGGAGGAGGCUGGCAUGCUGAAGGGGCUGCAGCACCCCAACAUCGUCCGCUUCUACGAAUCCUGGGAGGCCCCCGUUAAAGGCAGGAAGUGCAUUGUGCUGGUCACAGAACUCAUGACCUCCGGAACACUGAAAACGUAUCUGAAGCGUUUCAAGGUGAUGAAGAUUAAGGUUCUGAGGAGCUGGUGUCGUCAGAUCCUGAAGGGCCUUCACUUUCUCCACACCCGAGCCCCUCCCAUCAUUCACAGGGACCUGAAGUGUGACAACAUCUUCAUCACCGGCCCCACCGGCUCCGUCAAGAUAGGAGACCUGGGAUUGGCCACACUCAAGAGGUCCUCUUUUGCCAAGAGUGUCAUAGGUACCCCUGAGUUCAUGGCGCCUGAGAUGUAUGAGGAGAAGUACGACGAGUCAGUGGAUGUGUAUGCCUUUGGGAUGUGCAUGCUGGAGAUGGCCACCUCAGAGUACCCAUACUCCGAGUGCCAGAACGCUGCACAGAUCUACCGCCGAGUCACCAGCGGGGUGAAGCCGGCCAGCUUCGACAAGGUGGCCAUCCCCGAGGUGAAGGAGAUCAUCGAGGGAUGCAUCCGACAGAACAAGGACGAGAGGUACUCGAUAAAGGACCUGCUGAACCAUGCCUUCUUCCAGGAGGAGACCGGGGUGCGUGUGGAGCUGGCUGAGGAAGAUGACGGGGAGAUGGAGGCCAUCAAGCUGUGGCUGAGGAUAGAGGACGUCAAGAAGCUGAAGGGGAAGUACAAGGAAAACGAGGCCAUCGAGUUCUCCUUCGACCUCAGCAAGGACGUCCCCGAGGACGUGGCCCAGGAGAUGGUGGAGUCUGGCUACGUGUGUGAAGGGGACCAUAAGACCAUGGCUAAGGCCAUAAAGGACAGGGUUUCCCUCAUCAGCAGGAAGAGGGAGCAGAGGCAACAGGUGAGAGAGGAGCAGGAGAAGAGGAGGCUGGAGGAGGAGCAGGGUCAACGACAACAAGAACAAGUAAUACUACAGCAGCAGCCUGGCACAGAGGCCUCCCAGCCAGGCCAACAGGCUGCCCCCUACACCCAGCCACAGCCCACCCAGCAGCCACCACAGCCCAACCUGCAGACGACACCCGACAUCCCCCCUCAGACAGCACAGCUGGGGCCCCAGGGAGUUCCCUACAUACCCCAGUCUACAGGGCAGCUCCCAGUCCCAGUAUCAACCCAAGUUCCAGCCCAGCCAGAGUCAGAGGUGCCAGAGGUGGACCAGUACCUGCAGCAGACAGAGACAGCCAAUCAAAUAACAGAUAGUUCCUCCAUCCUUCCCGAGACGCACCUGGUUCGGCCGGUGGUGUCAUACAGCUCUCUGCCCAGUCAGCAGCCUCAGCCAGAGGCCCCAUACCCACAGGCCACGCCCCCUGUCCAAACCGACCAAUCGCAGCAGCAGCCGCAGCAGACCAUGGUGGUUCCUGCUGCCCAGACUGCCACUGUUGUCCCUGGGGCUCCACAACAGCGCCCCCUUCUGUGCUAUGCCGGUAAUACUGUAAAUCCCGGGAUGAGAGAAGGACGAUAUGACGAUAUGAAAAUCUGGAUACCCCCCAAGCCUAUUCAGCCACAGCCAGUGGGCAGCACUGUACCUCAGAGCACAGCACCACCACCGCUCCAGCCUGGUGCCCAACAAAUACAGUCAUGGGCCAAUGAUCCGAGCCCUCCUAUCCUAUCUCCUCCAAUCAACGCAGAGCACCUCUACUUCCUCUAUCAGGCCGCAAACCUCUCUAUGCCGCAGGCCUCUGUGAGGGUAUCCCAGCCGGCGUCAGCAGAGAAGGCAGCAGGCCAGACAGCGCCGGUGCCUCAGUCUGUGGAGAAUUGCCUUUCGAACGUGUCGUCAGGUUUGAGUAACGGCUAUGAGGGGACAUCAGAUGGUAGACACGAAGGGCGCUCCAUGAUCAAGCGGCACCAGCAGCACUCUGUACGCAGCCACUCUUGCCACGAGAAGACCACCAAGGCCAAGCUCAUCGUCCUCAAUAUCUCCAACAUGGGAGACCGGGUGGCAGAGUGCCAGCUGGAGACCCACAACAGGAAGAUGGUCACCUUUAAGUUCGACCUGGAUGGAGAUAACCCUGAAGAGAUCGCACGGAUCAUGGUCCUGAGUAAGUUUAUCCUGGAGAGCGAACGCAAGUCGUUUAUCGAGCAGGUUCGGGAGGUCAUCGAAAUGCCGGGCGAUAAAGUAGAGGGCAUGAAGGAAGGCUGCGCUCAGCCGCCCUUCACUCAAAUUGUGGUAGAUGACCCCUUACAGCAGCGUGACAAGCCCACUCCUCUGUCUGACGUUGCAGCUCAGGUGGUCCACUCUGCAGGUCGGAGGUUCAUCGUCAGCCCUGUCCCAGAGUCCCGUUUGAGAGAGCAGUUCUUCGGCCCUCCCUCGGCUAACACCUCGUUUGGGGACGAGCCCCAUCUAGUGAGUCUGGGCCUGUCCCUGUCUGCCCCCUCAAGCCGCCUCCAGCAGGCCUUCACUGAGAUGAGGGAGACGCAUGGGGAGAGACGAGCCACCAGCACAGUCCCCUCCUCCCAGGCUGGUCUGCACCCGGCCCCCACCACCUCCUCCACCCUGCCUCAUGUCUCUGUCAUCCCCUCUGGGUCCUCCUCUCUUCCCCCCUCCACAUGCCAAGUUGCAACCGGGAGGGGGUCUCCAACCCAAGUUUCAGCACCUGCUACCAGUGAGCUAAUCCCACACCCCCAGCCUGGCUGCCAAGCUGCCCCCUCUCAACCUGCUCCUGCCCAAAUCACAUUCCCCCCUUCAGCUGCUCUCCAGCACCCCCAGGCCUCCUCGUCCUCUUUCCCCCCAGCCUCUGCCGAUCAGAUGGGCAGCAGCUCUGCCCCUGUCUCUGGAGCUCCGCCCAUUAACUCUGGGACUGUGACCAGCUCAGAGCAGCACCCUGUACCUAUCCUGUCCUCUCAGCCUAUCCCUGUUCCUAUCCUGUCCUCUCAGCCUAUCCCUGUUCCUAUCCUGUCCUCUCAGCCUAUCCCUGUUCCUAUCCUGUCCUCUCAGCCUAUCCCUGUGUCCAUUCCUGUCACUCAGCCCACCUCCUCCCAGUCUCAGUCUCAGCCUGUCCCUACCUUUGUCCCUGUGGCACAGCCUGCAAUGGCUCCCACCCAACUUCCACCCUCUACCCUGCCCUCCCAACCGUCCCAGCUGCAGCCAGGGGACCCAGAUGGGGGAGAGUCCCAGUCCAAGGCCCCUGGUAUAGAUGACAUCCAUGCCCUAGAAAAGAAGCUGCGCUCCCUCUUUAAGGACACCAUCUCUGCUGACACUGGCAACACUGAGACCACCUCUUCCUCCACAGAGACCAUCUCCCCUCCCCAUCUGGCGGCCCUGGUGCCCCCCUUCAACCUGUCCCUCACUUCAGGGGAACAGGGAGCCCCGGGCCCCCCCUCCAACGCAGGACAGGGCCUCACACCAGCGGAACAUGCACAGAUCCAUCCAGAAAAGCAUGGCCAAGCCACCAGAGCGCAGGCAGACACCCCUACCUCUGAGCAAUUGCCUCCAGUACCAAACCAGUCCCAGCAGCCUCUUGGUAGUCUGGACGGCCAGCUGAGGAGAGCUGUGAGCCCUGAGACCAUCCCAGGGAGCAGUAGAGCAGCAACGUCCUCCACAGGGGUCGUCAAACUGGGACGCUUCCAGGUCUCAGAAGCUGGCGCCGGCAGCACUCCUGACCCCUCUACCAUCGCCUCCUCUUCCUCCCUCACACCCUCUUCGUCCUCCUCCUCGUCUUCCUCGUCUUCCUCCUUUUCCAGCCCAGAGAACACCCUCCACCGCUCCUCCUCCCUCUCCAAAGGAGUCUGGAAUGGAGACUCCGUAGAUGGGCUCACUUCUGUCCCAACGCAGCCCGCCACCAUCGGACGCUUUCAGGUGACUGCCAGUGUCACACCCAGCCCCAACUCUGUCUCCAAAGUGGGCCGUUUCUCAGUGAUGCCAGCUGCAGCCAAUACCACGGCUCCUUCGGGAUCUAGCUCCUCCCAUCAGAACGGCCCUUCCUCUUCAACAACCUCUAACCCCUGUAGCUCCGCCUCCGGCGUGAACAGAGGUUUGUUUAAUCAUUACAUGACCAGCGACAACGAGGAUGACUCAGGGCCAGAGGAUGAGGCCUUUGAGAGGGAAGUCAGCCACCUCCGAGAGAAACAUAUGAUAGAGAGCCAGACCCUCCACUCCCGUCACAAGGAGGAAAUCGAUGCUCUGUUCACCAGGCUGGGUAAACCUCGUCCGUCGGCUGUCCUCUCCCCGUCUGUGGCCAUGGCCGGGGGCCGACGCAGGGCCAAGACCAGCAAAUCAGCCCGCAGCAGCGCCCAGCCCGGUCCCUUGCACUCAGGAGCCCAAGUCACAGGCCAGAUCUCCCCAGAGUCCUCCUCUAAGCAGACGUCUCGCCCCACGGCAGGGCUCUCUGAGCCAGGCAGCCGGACCUCCCUCCAGAAUCUCAAACUCUCCCCCUCCUUGCCCAGCCUCAGCACCUCCACCAUGGGAGUGAGUGGGACCAGUUCAGACAGUGGAGCGAACACCAGCCAGUCUCAGCCGUCAGGCCCUAACAUGGCCCCGGCCGUAACACAGAGUCGCAAGGGCACAUUCACAGACGACCUGCACCUGCUAGUUGACAACUGGGCUCGAGACGCCAUCAGCCUCUCCCACGGCAAGAAAGGACCCAAGGGGACAUCCCAGGGACCCGGACACGACAUCCCUCUACAUAUCCCUCCACAAGCCAACAUGGGCCGAAAGUUUUCUGCCCCCGGCCACCUCUGCCCUACUACCCACCCCUCCACCAACCCCUCCAUCCCCCUCUGCCCGCGUCAGGGCUCUCUGGGCACCCCUGCCCAGGUUUUCGGCUACGGCCCAUCCACCUACAGCAACCCCCAAUGGGCAGGACCUACAGGUCCCUGUCAGGUGGGCCUCCUGGCCUCCACCCAGCCGCAGGCCCAGUACCAGCCCCAAGCCCCCUCCUCGGCCUCAGCCCCCCUUCAGCAGGCCUUCCACGUGGGAGCCACUCAGAAACCUGUCAGCAACCCUGGAGGCCCCAACCUGAGGCCCACGUAGCCUGGAUCUGGGUUAGUCAGGCUAGGCUGAGAGGGACUGAGGGCAGGGAGGAGGAGAGCCAUGGGACAACUACUAGCACUCUCUGAUGUUUUGUUCUGUUUCGCUUAUUGGUGAGUAGAACAAAAAAGAAGAGAACGAAGGAGAGGAGACUGUGGUCCUGUCAGGCGAAAAAAGAGGUCUGUCUGUCGGUUGGAGGGAGAGUGCAAUACAUACCCAUAGCACACCAAUCACACCUUCACCCCUACCAGGGCCCAGUCUUUUCUGCCAAUGGCUGUGGAAGCGGGUUGUGAUUGACAUUUAGGUUUGUCCAAUGAAAGCCAUUGAGCCAAGAGCACAAACAGCAAUGGCCAGAGACGUCUGUUGAAAGCACCAUUGUGACGUCAUCAUUCCCUUGAAGGAGAGGAUAGGGAGGGGGAGGGGGAACUCUUAAUCACUUCUUGACUGUAACUGGCCUUAAGCUUAACUAGGACAGAAUUUAGAAGAUGGAGAGAAACCCUGCCAACACACACGCACCUCCUAGCCUUACUGUCAUUGGCUGAGAUUCAGGGGUGUUGAAUGGUAUGGGAAGCUAUCUUGAUGAGAAACAGAUGAAUUGUGGGUAUCAAGUUUGUAUAAAGAAAGUCGAGAGAGAUACAGUAUGUAGAGAAGGAAAGAAGAGUGAAUGGAAGUCGGUAAGGUUUUACUGGAUAGUGGUUACCCAUAUCAUCGCCAUACAGUAAGAUGCAAUAAUAGCAUUGUGGGGAAAGGAGUGAGUCCCUGGCCCCGUGUAACAGUGGCCUUCAACCCCUAAACGCAUGUACACAUUUUCUUUGUAUAACAAAUAUUUCUUGUCCUAGGUUAUGAUUCUAUGGUUAUAUUUGACUAUCUGUCCCUCUGAGAUGGUGUGAUGUUAUGCCUGGCUGAGUGUGUUACUUUCUUAUUUUGAGACCAUAACCUGUUAGCGUGAGCUAAGUAACAGACCUGUCUGUAGAUAGUUUAUCAUUAUCUACUUCCUGUCAUGUCCAUGCUUUGGAUUUAGCCUGACUGUAUCCAUGAGUGAUUUUGGUUUACGCUUUAGAGACUGGUUAGGCUUAUCAACUGUUUGAGUUGUAGGCUUCAGCUACUGUGUCGGUUGUCUCACCUCACCACCUGGUGUACUGGAGUCACUCUAAGUAAGGCUAUGUCCCUCGGUACAUUCCUGAGACAUGGGGUUAUCUAUAGAUACUACUGGUAUAUUAUCUAGCAGUGAACGGGGCAUGAUGUUCACACAGACCUUAGAAAUGUAAACUUUUCACAUCUAUCCAACCUUAUUUCCCGUUGUCGUCAUAUUUCAAAAUCAUGACAAAUUGUCUGGGGUUCCCUUUCUGUGGUUUAUUUUGUGUGUAUAUUUAAAUACAAAUACAAUAUGUUCUCUAUGGACCUGUAUUCAGCCAUCAUAUUUUGAUGUUUCACUAACUAUUAAAUGUUGUUAAACAACAUGUAGUUAAAUGAAUAUAACGUGCAAUUGCAGGGUUAUUAUUGGUAUUGUACUCCGUAACAGCAGAGUAGUCCUGUGCUUCUUCAGCUCUUAUCAUACACCACCCUGUCAUUUUUGUUUUGUUUUACUGUGUAUAUGUCUAUACAUGCAAGGUACAUGUGUUACAUUUAAAUAAUGCUUUCAUAUAAUGCUCAUCGCCAUAGAGUAAGUAUUAUGUCUUGCGAUUUACCCACCCGGACAGCCCUGUAAACUUUCAGAACUCUUUAGUGCUUCGCAUCCUCACUACUGAGAACUUCCACCAUAAUCACCUAGCCCUACUGUUCUUUCUGAUGGACUAGAGUCCAGUGACUGAAAGACCAGUUAACUGCCGACCUGUGAGAUCCAUCAAACGUCCAUAGACAUCGGUAAAUGUUUCAUAUGAAAGUUAAACAUACCUAAUGAAGUCUGUCAGAAGAGGCAGGUGAGUCUUAUAUCAACACAGGACUGACUCAUGUCAAGCAGAGCAGUGUUGCAUGAAAACAGGUUAUUUUCUGUGGUCACCAAAACCGGCAUUUGUGUAUCUUAUGUUGGUUGUUGAAAAGGGGUAUGACUUGUCUAAGUGAAUGUAAUCAGUACAGUAUUGCAUAGCAGCACUUGUUUUCAACAGAUAAGAAAACUAAACUGUUUUUUCUCUCCAUUGGCACCAUUCUCUUGCUUCUUUGCCACCUUAUGUGAUUGUGCCAUUCCCCUCGAUACAGUGACCUCACCCACUCCUGGAUUGAACUACUACUUUAACUUCUCUAGAGAAUAACAAGUUACUGCAAUGCAGAAUAUGCAAUGUUUAAUAGGGACCAAGGGGAAAUGUUUAUGCCGACGAGGGCUGUUAUUUAGUGUUUUUGAUAUUGGGAAAACUGAUCCUGCUUUUCUUUGCUGUAUGCAAGUCCACACAAAGUGCCGAUCAUGAAUUGCUCAGGUGUCAAUGUAUCUCAAUAUAAUAUUGGCAUCCGUCUUUCCUGAAUUCUGCAUGCUAACUGGUUUUAGAUCUUUGGCUUACCUACAACAACCCACUGUACAGCACAAGCUACUAAUCACCCAAUUAUCCUCAAGUGGUGAAAAGAUUCUACAGGCACAAUUGUCUCCUUAGGCUACUGACAUUUAUAACGUUAUUUCAUGUUGUACUCUUGGAUUUUUGUCCAUAUUUUCUCUUAGGGACCAGCCUACUCUAUGGUUGUUUUUUCACGUUGUACAAAGUGUUAAAAAAUUAAUAAAAAUUCAACUGAAAUCA
Molecule: messenger RNA, 9079 nt
Organism: Salvelinus fontinalis (brook trout)
Lineage: Eukaryota; Metazoa; Chordata; Actinopteri; Salmoniformes; Salmonidae
Product: serine/threonine-protein kinase WNK1-like
Exons: 27
Coding region: 528-6359 (1943 amino acids)
Biological process (GO): monoatomic ion homeostasis; negative regulation of sodium ion transport; positive regulation of potassium ion import across plasma membrane
Cellular component (GO): cytoplasm; cytosol
Molecular function (GO): protein serine/threonine kinase activity; chloride channel inhibitor activity; potassium channel inhibitor activity
Source: RefSeq, a predicted model, not a curated record